Molecule: messenger RNA, 2281 nt
Organism: Lycium ferocissimum
Lineage: Eukaryota; Viridiplantae; Streptophyta; Magnoliopsida; Solanales; Solanaceae
Product: HIPL1 protein-like
Exons: 7
Coding region: 107-2146 (679 amino acids)
Source: RefSeq, a predicted model, not a curated record
ACUUCAAGUAUCUCCAUCCAUCAUCAUGAUAAGCACUAGAAGGAAGUAAAAUCCAGAUUUGCUGCUGCAUGUUUGUUCUUGUCCUCUCUGCUUCAUCUUUCCCAAAAUGAAUAAAAACCUUAAUAUGCUGUUCUCAUUAAUUUGUCUUCUUCUGUAUAACUUCAUCUCUCCAUCUUAUUCACUCCCUUUAUGCACAGAUUUGAGAGCACCUGCUAUUCCAAAAAAGCCUUUGGCUUUUUGUCUAUAUAAUGGAAAAGUGUGUUGUGACUCUUCCAAAGAUGCGCAAUUAAAGAAGAUUUUUGAGGGUAUGAAUAUAUCUGACACUGCAUGUAGUUCUGCUGUCAAGUCAAUAAUCUGCUCAACAUGUGAUCAGUUCUCAGCAGAGUUGUUUAAGGUGAAAUCAGGGCCAAGACCAGUUCCUGUCCUUUGCAAUUCAACUGCUACAUCAGCUAGCUUUUGUUCAUCUGUUUGGGAUUCUUGCCAAAACAUACCAAUAGCAAAUUCUCCUUUUGCACCAUCCUUGCAAUCCAAAGCAGGAGGGACCAAAAACUCAAACUCCUCCUUGCUAACAGACUUUUGGCAAUCGAAAACCGAUUUCUGUCAAGCAUUUGGUGGAAACUCAGAUAAAGAUUCAUUUUGUUUCAAUGGAGAACAAGUUCCACUCAAGAAAAAUGAAACUUUGCAGCCUCCCAAUGGCAUGUGUUUUGAGAAGAUUGCGGAUGGAGCUUACCUUAACAUGGUCCCUCAUCCCGAUGGAUCGAACCGAGCAUUCUUCUCCAAUCAGGCUGGAAAAAUUUGGGUAGCAACUAUACCUGAUCAAGACUCAGGAGAAGCAAUGGAACUUGAUGAAUCAAGCCCAUUUGCUGAUUUGACAGAUCAGGUUUAUUUAGAUGCAAGAUUUGGGAUGAUGGGAAUGGCUUUCCAUCCAAACUUUGCCAAGAAUGGAAGGUUUUUUGCAUCAUUUAACUGUGACAAGUCUAAAUCCCCUAGUUGUGCUGGCAGAUGUGCUUGUAAUUCAGAUGUUGGUUGUGACCCUUCUAAGAUAAACCCAGAGGAUAAUAAGCAGCCAUGCCAAUACCAUACUGUCGUUGCAGAGUUCAGUGCUAAUGGGACUGCACCAAGUCCAUCAAUGGCCGAGAAGGCGAAACCAUCAGAAGUGAGGAGAAUAUUUACCAUGGGACUUCCAUUUACAGCUAAUCAUGGAGGACAGAUUCUCUUUGGCCCCGAAGAUGGAUAUCUCUACUUUAUGAUGGGAGAUGGUGGAAGCAAGGGUGACUCUUUCAAUUUUGCUCAAAAUAAGAAGUCCUUGCUUGGAAAAAUUAUGAGGGUGGAUAUUGAUAACAUACCAAGUCAAGAAGAAAUAUCAGACCUUGGACACUGGGGUAACUAUUCAGUUCCUCGAGAUAAUCCUUAUUCACAAGACAAAGAUUUGCAGCCUGAAAUUUGGGCGCUAGGACUGAGAGACCCUUGGCGCUGUAGCUUCGAUUCAGAAAGGCCUUCUUACUUCAUCUGUGCGGAUGUUGGCCAGGAUCAUUAUGAAGAAGUUGACAUCAUCACGAAAGGGGGAAAUUAUGGAUGGAGCAUGUAUGAAGGUCCUUUCCGCUUUAAAAAUGCUUCAGCUGAUGAUUUUGUGGAUUCCAUCUUCCCAGUGUUAGGAUACAGCCAUUCUGAAGUAAAUAAAGAGGUCGGAUCUGCAGCCAUAUCAGGUGGCUAUGUUUAUCGCUCCAAGACUGAUCCCUGCAUAUAUGGAAGUUACCUUUAUGGAGAUUUGUAUGCUAAGAACUUUUGGGCAGCUCAAGAAAAUCCGUAUAACAGUGGGAACUUUACAACAAGAGGCAUACCGUUCAGUUGUGCUCAUGAUUCCCCUCUCAACUGCAGCUCAGUCCCCAAUAGUCCAUUGCCUGCUUUAGGGUACAUAUUCUCAUUUGGACAGGAUAACAGGAAGGAUCCCUAUGUUUUAACAAGCACCGGUGUAUACAGAGUGGUUCGUCCAAGUCGCUGCAACUACACCUGCUCGAAGGAGACAGCGAGGACUGCUGAGGGCCCAGGUCCCUCUGCACCUUCAGAUAGCCAUAUUGCUAAAGCAGAUCAUUGCACGGUCCUUGUUCUUUACUGCCUGCUGCUUUUGACUAGCUUCAUCUUGUAGUUAUGCCGUGUGAUUAUGAGAUCACCAUUAUACUAAUAUACAAACUACAGUUUGUAUUGGAGCAAUUGUAUCUUGUCGCCGAACAGAGAAAGCAACUCUUAAGAUAAAACCCAUGACCAACUCUGAAAGCGCAAA